Molecule: messenger RNA, 2634 nt
Organism: Ricinus communis (castor bean)
Lineage: Eukaryota; Viridiplantae; Streptophyta; Magnoliopsida; Malpighiales; Euphorbiaceae
Product: disease resistance protein RUN1
Exons: 3
Coding region: 12-2573 (853 amino acids)
Biological process (GO): defense response; signal transduction
Molecular function (GO): protein binding; ADP binding
Source: RefSeq, a predicted model, not a curated record
UAUACCCUUCCAUGACUACCAAGAAUCUCUCACUGUCCCCUUCUUUCUCCUACUGUAGAAGGCCUCAUCAAUGGAGCUAUGAUGUUUUCUUGAGCUUUAGAGGUGAAGAUACCCGCAAGAACUUUACUGAUCAUCUUUAUAAUGCUCUACUCCAAGCAGGAAUCCAUGCAUUCCGGGACGACAAACACCUCUCCAGAGGAAACCACAUCUCUUCUGAACUCCUGAAAGCAAUUCAAGAAUCGAAGGUAUCUAUAGUCGUCUUCUCCAAAGGCUAUGCUUCCUCCAGAUGGUGCCUUGAUGAACUUGUGAAGAUCAUGCAGUGUAAGAAUACUGCGGGCCAGAUCGUUGUUCCCAUAUUCUACGAUGUUAGUCCUUCAGAUGUCCGGAAGCAAACAGGUUCUUUUGCUGAAGCUUUGCAGAGACAUGAGCAAUUCUCUGAACGAGAGAAAGUGAAUGACUGGAGAAAUGCUCUGUUAGAGGCAGCAAAUUUAUCUGGAUGGGACCUUCAAAAUGUGGCAAAUGGGCACGAAUCGAAGAAUAUCCGAAAGGUUGUGGAGGAUGUCUUAAGUAAAUUGAGUAGGAAUUGUCUGAAUGUAGCCAAACACCCUGUGGGUAUAGAUUCUCGUAUCAAAGAUGUGAUUGUGUUGUUGAGUGUUGGUACAAAAGAUGUUCGCAUGAUUGGCAUCCAUGGGAUGGGAGGAAUAGGAAAAACAACCAUUGCUAAAGCUGUUUUUAAUCAGCUCUGUGAUGGUUUUGAAGUACGUUGUUUCCUUUCAAAUGUUAAAGAAAUCUCAGAACAACCGAAUGGUCUAAUUCAAUUGCAAGAACAGCUUCUACGUGCUGUCCUGAAACCAAAAUCUUUACAGAUUGGCAGUGUUGAUAGAGGAAUCAAUAUGAUCAGAGAAAGAUUUCGUCACAAAAGACUUCUUGUUGUCAUUGAUGAUUUGGAUCACAUGAAACAAUUUAAUGCAUUGAUGGGUGAUCGAACCUGGUUUGGGUUAGGAAGUAGAUUGAUCAUUACAUCCAGGGAUGAGCACUUGCUUGCUCAACUUGAAGUUGAUGAGAAGUAUCAGGUCAAAGAAUUGGAUCAUAAUGAGUCCCUUGAACUGUUUAGUUGGCAUGCUUUCAGGAAAACUCACCCCGUAGGAGAUUAUGUGGAGCUUUCAAAUGGAGUGGUGGAUUAUGGUGGAGGGCUUCCAUUAGCUCUUGAAGUUCUGGGUUCAUAUUUGUGCAAAAGAAGCAUACCUGAGUGGACAAGUGCUUUACGGAAACUAAAAAGAAUCCCUCACCAUCAAAUUCAGAGAAAACUUAGACUAAGUUUUGAUACACUGGAUGACGAUAAAGUGAAGGAUAUAUUUCUUGACAUCGCAUGCUUCUUCAUUGGAACAGAUAGAGAUUAUGCAGUAAAAAUACUAGAUGGCUGUGGUUUCUUCCCUGAAAUUGGUAUCAGUGUUCUCAUUCAAAGGUCUCUCGUGACAGUUGACUCAAAGAAUAAGUUAAGCAUGCAUGAUCUGUUGCGAGAUAUGGGAAGAGAGAUUGUACGUGAACUUUCACCCAAUCAACCCGGAAAACGCAGUAGACUUUGGUUUCAGGAGGAUGUCCUGGAUGUACUCAGUAAUCAGAAGGUUCUUAACAAGUUGCAAAUUCUCAAUCUCAGCCAUUCUGAGUACCUUGCUAAAACGCCAAACUUCACAUGUCUCACUAGUCUGGAGAGAUUGGAACUUGAGGGUUGUAAGAAUUUAGUUGAAAUCCAUCAAUCUGUUGGGCAUUUGGACAGACUUGUUUUCUUGAAUUUGGAGGAAUGCAAGAGCCUAAAGAAUCUCCCUGAAAGUGUCUGUUGCUUGAAAUCUCUUGAAACUUUGAACAUUUCCUACUGCUCAAAACUUGAGAAAUUACCUGAGUACUUAGGUAAAAUGGAAUCCUUAACUGAGAUUCUAGAAUAUGGGACAGCCAUUAAGCUGCUACCUUACUCUAUUGGAGAUUUGAAGAAACUUAGAAACGUAUCAUUGGGUGUACUGAAAGAUACAUCACCUAGAUCAUGGUUUUCAUCAAUUUCAUCCUGGCUUUCUCCAAGAAAUCCCAACUCCAAGAGUUUGCUGCUGCCGGCUUCUUUUGUUUGUUUAAGCUCACUGCAGAGUCUAGCUCUUUGCCACUGUAAUUUGACAGAAGAUUCAAUUCCGAGUCUUGAGAAUUUAUCCUCACUUCAGUAUCUGGAUUUGAAAGGAAAUAAGUUCUCCCGUCUUCCAACCGGCAUUCACAGCCUCACUAAGCUCGAUAGACUCUGCCUCAAUUCCUGCACAAAUAUUGUCUCUAUCUCGGAACUCCCUCCAAGUUUAAAGGUCUUGUAUGCGUAUAAUUGCAUAUCAUUGGAAAAACUCUCAAUUCAGUCAAAAGAAGCACCACUUCUGCAUCUGCCAUAUCGCCAAAAACAGGUUCAGAUUCAGGGUUUAGAAAAUGUUAAAAAUCAGCCGAUCAUUCACAUGGAAUGUUGCAACAGUUUGCCAAACCAAUAUCAAGAAAAUUUUCUGCAGGUUCUUCCUCUACAUGUUUUCUUUUUCAUUUUUAUUAUAUGACGUAUCAGAUCAGUGUUUGAAAUUCUUUUUUUUUUUUUCUAAAUUCAUUAGGUACUGUCCA